Messenger RNA from Cetraspora pellucida, 567 nucleotides. NCBI's taxonomy places the organism in Eukaryota, Fungi, Glomeromycota, Glomeromycetes, Diversisporales, Gigasporaceae. The record is from the annotation of a GenBank genome assembly.
AUGUCUAAUAUAGAUAAUAAUAUAAAUAUCAUCACUCCUACUGGAAAUAUAUACACUGGAAGUUUAAUUACAAUUAGUUGGCAGUUUUUUGGUCAACCAUCGACACAACCUUCAUCCUUAAAAAUCAAAAAUAAAUCCACCGGUGAAAGUACUCUAAUAGAUAAUAAUUUAGAUAUUCAAGCUUCGAGUAAAAUAUGGAACGUUUCAGUACCAGAAGGCAUUUAUUUUUUGUCUAUAACUGAUGGUACGAGCGAAGGAAUUUCCGGUGAUUUUAUCAUUUCGAAAGACAAAAAUUCUCAAGAAAUUAUACCUUUAAUGCUUAUCGUAAUUAAAGCAAAUUCCUCAACAAUAAGUGUAUCAACUCUUAUCGAAGUCAUUGUAGGUGGAUGUGUUGUAGUCUUGGUUCCAAUUGUUGCUGGAAUUUAUUUUAUUAGAAGGUGGUAUAAAAAAGAACGCGACGGAAGUUUUACCAUUCCCAAAACUGAGACUAUAUAUUCUGUGAAAGAAAUUGACGAAGAAUAUAAUUUAGCAACAAGUGAAAAAAAACACGGCUUUGUUUUCACAUGA